AUGCCUCCGAUUCCUGCAUGCGCAUUCGCAAAUGAUCAACUGUUUAUCCUUGCCUCUUAUUCCAGACACAGAUACGCGUCCUUGACGGGGUGUAUCAUGUGCCUUUGCAGGCUUCCUGAUAUGAAGACAUCGUGCACGAGCGAUGGCAGCUGUGGAAAUUGUGAGGACAAGGUACUACUAGAUGCGCUCUGA
Heterobasidion irregulare TC 32-1 is the source of this 192-nucleotide messenger RNA. RefSeq lists its product as uncharacterized. The coding region runs from base 1 to 192 and encodes 63 amino acids. NCBI's taxonomy places the organism in Eukaryota, Fungi, Basidiomycota, Agaricomycetes, Russulales, Bondarzewiaceae. The transcript has a single exon. The record is from RefSeq and is a predicted model, not a curated record.